Messenger RNA from Asterias rubens (European starfish), 4923 nucleotides. RefSeq names its product serine/threonine-protein kinase 36-like. Gene Ontology annotation, molecular function: protein kinase activity; protein binding; ATP binding. Lineage: Eukaryota; Metazoa; Echinodermata; Asteroidea; Forcipulatida; Asteriidae. Gene Ontology annotation, biological process: protein phosphorylation. Gene Ontology annotation, cellular component: cytoplasm. The coding region runs from base 129 to 4184 and encodes 1351 amino acids. The record is from RefSeq and is a predicted model, not a curated record. The transcript has 32 exons.
UUUCGAUCACCGUCAAAUUCGAAGUCAUUUUCGUCUCACCGUCUGGCUGGAUUUGCUUUCACAUGAUAAAUAUGGGAUUUAGAUCAAUAGUUUCCUUUGUCUGAGUGAAUCUACCGGUUUCAAUCAAGAUGGAUAACUACCAUGUGCUGGAGUUGAUUGGUGAAGGAUCUUUCGGCAAAGUGUACAAAGGGAGACGCAAAUAUUCUGGCAAGGUGGUCGCACUGAAAUUCAUUCCAAAACUUGGACGAAGCAAAAAGGAUCUUGAGAAUUUGAUGAAGGAAAUUGAGAUUAUGAGAGGUCUUCACAAUGAAAACAUCAUUGAGAUGUUGGACAGCUUUGAAACAGAAAAAGAAGUGGUUGCCGUGACAGAUUACGCAGAAGGAGAACUUUUCCAGAUUCUUGAAGAUGAUGGUAACCUACCAGAAUGCCAGGUUCAAGUAAUUGCAGCCCAGCUGGUAUCGGCUUUGCACUAUCUCCACUCCCAUAGGAUCCUACAUAGGGAUAUGAAGCCCCAGAACAUUCUACUUGGCAAGGGAGGGAUCGUCAAACUUUGUGAUUUUGGUUUUGCACGAGCCAUGAGCUUGAACACACUGGUGCUCACCUCAAUCAAGGGGACACCAUUGUACAUGGCACCGGAGUUGGUCGAGGAAAAGCCAUAUGAUCACACAGCUGACCUCUGGUCCUUAGGCUGCAUUCUGUAUGAACUGUUUGUUGGGACACCCCCGUUCUACACAAAUAGUAUCUUCCAGUUAGUCAGUCUUAUCAUCAAGGAUCCAGUAAAAUGGCCCAAGAAUAUGAGUGCUGAGUUUAAAGAUUUUCUUCAAGGUCUUCUUACCAAGAAUCCAAGGGGUCGUCUGUCGUGGCCCAACUUACUCCAUCAUCCUUUUGUGGCAGAAAAAGUUCAAGUUUCGCCUUCAUCAAGCUCGGAGUUGCCAGAGCAGCCCUUCACUGAGGAGCCUACAGCCAAACAGAAGGCAGAGAGAGAAAAGGCAUCUCGUCAGAAGGCGAGCAACCUCCCAGCUGGCACCACCAUCAUGCGCAAACUCAAAGGCAGAGAACAGCCACGGGAUGAGUCCCCCAAGAAACAAGAGGCGUGGACCAACAAGAAAGCAGCGGCCAAGCCAGAAACCCAGAAACAAGAAUCCGAGCCCAGCGCCACCGAUCAGAGUGAACCGUGGAACAGCGACAAGCAAGUAGAGCCCACGCCCAGGGAGGAUCGAAUCACCAGAGACUACGCCCAGGAGUUUCCCAGUGUGGAGGUUGAGAGCAGGAAAGUGGUUCGGAGGGAGGGUGGAACCAAGGGGAAGGAUGGGCUGAGGAAGAGCAUUGAACAGGUCAAAUUAACGGAGGAAGAGGAACUGGACAGUGAAGACGAAUGGGACACCUUGUGUGACACGACGAGUCCAGAGUCAUGUGACCCAGAGUCCGUGGUGGCACUUCUGAGGGAUGAGGCCUUUGUGUCAAGGGUCGCAGCCAGGCUGAAGGAUACGUCUGACGACGUGUUGGAAGGGAUGCUAGAGGGCGCUUCAAGACUUCGGCUCGUGCUGAAGGUUGUCAUUAAUAUACUGGCAUUCAAUGAAGAUCUCGAGCUGCUUUCAUCUUUUUGCUCUGCCGUUAAAAUUCCGAAGGCCCCAGUGGACUUGUUGAUUGAGCUCAAAGAGAAGACAAAUGUGAAGAAGCAACCAUGGUGUGUGCAGAUACUGAUGGAUCUUACCACAACUAUCACUGCCUACAUGAUGUCAGACGUUGGAACCAACCUUACACUAAACAGAGUCAAGAGCCUGAUGGAAGUGUCUCUGUCAUAUGCCGAUGUGUUGCCAUGGUUACUGCAUGUUAAACAAGAUGACAAACUCCAGCUGAGGGCUCAGACGAUUGUUUGUUUCAUUUACCAAUGUGAAGCAAUGGACCGAUCUCCAGUUGAGUUUACCACAGGGUUUUAUAGUGGUCUUGCAUCUCACCACGCCGAUAUCAUCCCAGCAUUCCUAGCUUGCCUUAUGGAGGACCCUGCCACUAUGAAAAGACUACAAGGAAGCCUUAGUGAUAGCCAAUCAGAUGAAGUUGCAGCAAGAUGGGAGGAGCUAUGUGGGAUGACUGUUGGAGCCAUUGCAGAACUCGUCUUCCUACCCUUAGGCAUUGAGUCGUGUGUACAGGGGAAGCGCCAGAUGGCUAAGUGUGUUGGAGCCCAACUAUCUAUGAGUAAACAUAAAGAGAUGACACAUAACUACCUCAAGUAUCUCACCAGCCCAGUCCUCUGUGAAAACGCACUCAAGACUGUGUACUUCAGUUGUCAAGUGUCAAAGGAGUUCUGUGAAUAUCUAGCUAUGAAUCAAGACUACAUAGGAAUCUUGUUGUGGAUCUUACAGGGGAAGGUGGAGAUCGAAGACAUGUAUCAGAACACAGUGUAUGAAAUGACGCUACAAACUCUUGCCACAAUCGUCACCCAGUUGGGAGACAUACCACAGUGCCUCGUCCAGACCAGUAUAAUCUUUGCUGCCAUCCUCCUGGAUUCACAAGUUGCCAGUCAAACUACUGCUGCAGCCCUUUUAGUAAGUCAGCUGUUAUACCAUGGUGUAGCAAUAGAAAUGCCUACUGAUGAUCUUCUCGCUGCAGUUCACUCCGCACUCACAGAUCUCAGCCAGAUCUGUGUAAGAUGUCCUUUUGAUUAUGGUGUGCUGGAUGGCCUUCUCCUGCUCCUGUGCCAGUUCUUGAGUGUCGGUCCGAGUGCCGUGAGUCGUCUGCUGAUUGAAUCAGGAGUCUGGCAGAUGCUGUGGCAAAGGCUUCUGCAGAUUCUUGGCGCUGUACAUCCAGACGACCUACCAGUUGAAGACAUGGAUGACGAGUUAGCUGAUUGUGGAGCUAUAGCCUCACCUCCACAGUGGGGUCUCAUCUCACCAUCAGGUCUAAUGGCUGCUCUUCAGAUUGUCACUAUCGUCUUCACUCAGGAACCCUACCAGUGUGUGCCUCUUCUUUGUAGCGCUGAUGGUGUCGUCAUGCUCAGCCUUACCACCUUGGUCUCCAGAGACUUCUUGGCCUACCUUGCUGCCAGUAGCAGCGGAGAGCAAGAUCUAUCCGCCAUGGUCAUUGACAUCAUCCUGAACGUUUCUCAGCUCCUUUGCUUCCCGUUUGCUCUGGACACUCAUGACAUGUUAAUGGAGGCCAUACUGGCCAGCCUACAGGAGAGUCAUAUCAUGACUAGACUCAUCAGUGCUUGUAUGCUACACCUUAAGCCUGAUCAGAUGGAGGUACCAGUUGGUUUAUUGUCUCGCUUUGUACUGAGCCAUGAAGUUUUCAUUACUGAGUUUGCUGAGGCCAUUCCACAAUUAAAGGCGGAGUCUUUCCUUAACUCUUUACUGUCUUCGGACAGUCCCUGUCAAGUCCAGGGAGAUGUACUCACAAUAUGCAGCCACCUCGCUCGCAGCUCAGCGGUACACCUCAUGAUGCUCAAACAGGUGCUACAGGGAAAGAAAGGUGACUAUGAGUGCCUCCAGCAGCUGCUAUCGAGUAAAGACGUAACGGUUCAAGCGAGGGCCUGCGGCAUGUUUGGUAACCUGAUGCGUCAUUCUAAUGGUUUCUACGCUGUACUCAAGAAACGAGAGGAGCUUGCACGAGCUCUGCAAGCCUGUCUGUCAAGCCCUGAAGCAGAUGUCAAAAAAGCUGCCAGCUACGCUGUUGGCAAUGCAGCCUACCAUAGUGCGGAUCUAUAUAGCCAGCUUAGUGCUGCUAUACCAUCCCUAGUCCAACUCUUAAUGGAUCCUAUAGGACGUACUAGAUGUAAUGCCGCAGGCGCUCUUGGCAAUCUUGCAAGACAUUCAUCAAAACUUUGUGCAGCCCUCGUCCAAAACAAGGCUCAAGAACGAUUGCUUGAGAUUGCUUGUCAUGAUAAUCAACACAGUGUGCAGGAGGUGUGCUUGUUAUCUCUGCGCUCGAUGGCCAGACAUUCUCAACUCACCCAGGGUUUGCGGAAACAACACGCCAUCGAGAAGCUAACCCGUCUCUCUGAAGAUGUUCAAUCGGCCGGUCCUACUACCCCAGGCAGUAUUAACUCAGCCAGGAGUGAUAGACAGCACAGUGCCAGGCAGCACAGUGCUAGGCAGAAUAGCGCCAGGGGAAGUAGCGCUUCCGUUAUCUCGCAUCACUGUGCCAAGUUGAUUAUGAUGCUGAAGCGAGGUGGUAGUGCCUCAUAGUUUUACCUUAUGGUUGAAGUGUGGAUGAGUUAAAACUGUUUAUGGUGAGGCAUUAUACGAUUGAGGUUCCAUUAAACACCCAAAUGUUAGAAGUGCAUCUUGAGAAUUUCAGCAUAGAUUAUUCAAAGCAAGAGGUAUGUGAGAGACAUUUGAUAAUGAUGAGGCAAUCACUGACCUGCUUGUGCCUCAUAGUUUUACCUUGAUAGAGCUUAAUGAUAGAACUUAAUGAUAGGACCAUGGUUUGGAAAAAUCAGAAAAAUUGUGAUUAAAUAGCCUGAAAUGUCCAUUACGGCCUACACACUGAUGUUUUCUGCGCCUUGAACACCCAGCAGGGUGGAUACGUGCUCAUUACAAGUCUUAUUAUUAUUAUUAUUAUUAUUAUUAUUAUUAUUAUUAGGUCAGCCCUUGGUUCCCAAGGACUAAAAUCAUAUCAUGCCUGUGAGUAAAUGAGUUAUGGCCUGUCAGUGUCAGAUUCUAACUUUUAGAAAACUUUUUUUUAUGUGGAAGUACAUUCUGAAAUGUAAAAUUUCUCUUAAUUUAGUUUCUUGCCUGCCAGAAAAUUUGUGGAAUGCGUCAGGAUUCUCUUUCUUUUGGUUAACAAGGUGAGAUGGCUGCAGACAGGAAAAUAGAGAAGUAAAAAAAUGCUAAGUUUGUGUAAGGUUUUAUAAUAAACAGUACUAUAUUGUCAUGCCUUGAAGUUUGUGUGUGUGAAAAAUGCAGCUUGGUUUUUUAAUAUUAU